CGACCCGACCCGACAUGAGUGAGGCGGGUCGGGUCUCCUCGCCCGCCGCGCCGCCGGCUGUGGCUGCCGCUGCUGCUGCUUCUGCUUCUGCUGCUGCUGCUGCUGCCGCCGCGCCCGAGGAGAAGAAAGCCCAGGAAGCCGGCGCCACUGCGGGUUUGGGCAGAGGAGCCAAAGGCCAGAUUUCUACUUUUAACAGUGUUAUUUCAACUGUCAGCCAGAAAAAAGAAGGUUCUGAAAACAGAAGUUCACCUAUACAUCUUGUUUUCCCAAACAUCAAGAACGGUAAAGAAGUGGGAGACUUAUCUCCAAAUUGCCUUGAUGUUAGGCAAAAACAGCGCACCUCUAUAGAUGCAUUGUCAUCUGAAUUGAAUACCCCAGUACCUCCUGAACCUGUCCAUCCUAUCCAGCCCAAAACUAUGAAAGAUUUUCAGGAAGAUGUUGAAAAAGUUAAGUCAUCAGGAGAUUGGAAAGCAGUUCAUGAUUUUUAUCUAAAAGCAUUUGAUUCUUUUCCAGAACUAAAUGCUGCAUUUAAGAAAGAUGCCACUAUCUCAUUUAAUACCAUUGAAGACUCUGGGAUUAAUGCUAAAUUUGUGAAUGCUGUAUAUGAUGCCUUACUUAAUACUCCUCAAGACAUUCAGAAGACAGUAUUAAAGGGAAUCAUUAACAGCUUGUUACGAGAAUGGAAAGGUUCACGAACAAAAGAUGAUCUUAGAGCAUACUUUAUACUUUUACAGAAUCCUCAAUUUAAUAAUACAUCUACGUAUGUCAUCUAUGCUCAUUUACUACGGCAGAUAACUACCUUAGUGGAAGCUGACCACCAUUUCCUAAUUCACUGGUUUAAAAAAUUAUCUCAGAAGAGGUUCAAGCAAUUGGUAGAGAGAUUGCUGCAAUUUAUUUCUUUACGCCUGUUUCCUGCAAAGCCUGAAGAGUUUCCACCAUUAACAAAGUGUUCCUGGUGGAUUCCAUCAGCAUCUAAAGUGUUGGCUUUACUCAAUACGGCAAACAAUUUGGUUCAUCCUCCUCUUAUUCCUUAUACUGAUUUCUAUAAUUCUACAUUGGAUCACAUUGAUCUCAUGGAAGAAUAUCACACCUGGCAGAGCUUUGGAAAUUCUCACAGGUUUUCCUUCUGUCAGUACCCAUUCGUUAUUUCUAUAGCUGCCAAAAAAAUUAUUAUUCAGAGAGACUCAGAACAACAGAUGAUAAGCAUUGCACGGCAAAGUCUUGUGGAUAAAGUAUCUCGGAGACAGAGACCUGACAUGAAUAUGUUAUUUCUAAAUAUGAAAGUAAGACGGACACAUCUGGUUAGCGAUUCACUUGAUGAGUUAACCCGCAAAACAGCAGACUUGAAAAAGAAGUUAAAAGUUACAUUUGUAGGGGAAGCUGGUUUGGAUAUGGGUGGAUUGACUAAGGAAUGGUUUCUUCUUCUAAUUCGCCAGAUUUUUCACCCAGAUUAUGGCAUGUUUACAUAUCACAAGGAUUCACACUGCCAUUGGUUUAGCAGCUUUAAAUGUGAUAACUAUUCUGAAUUCCGAUUGGUGGGAAUUCUUAUGGGACUAGCUGUUUAUAAUAGCAUUACCUUGGAUAUUCGUUUCCCCCCCUGCUGCUACAAGAAAUUAUUGAGUCCUCCCAACGUUCCUAGUGACCAAAAUACACCAGUAGGCAUCUGCAGUGUCACCACUGAUGACUUAUGUCAAAUUAUGCCUGAGUUGGCCCAUGGAUUAAAUGAACUCCUAUCAUAUGAAGGCAAUGUUGAAGAAGAUUUCUAUUCAACAUUCCAGGUUUUCCAAGAAGAAUUUGGAAUAAUUAAAUCCUAUAAUUUAAAGCCAGGUGGUGAUAAAAUUCCAGUUACCAAUCAAAAUAGAAAAGAAUAUGUGCAGCUUUAUGUUGAUUUUCUUCUCAACAAAUCCAUCUAUAAGCAAUUCGCUGCAUUUUAUUAUGGAUUUCAUAGUGUGUGUGCUUCAAAUGCCCUAAUGCUGCUUCGUCCAGAGGAGGUUGAAAUUCUGGUGUGUGGAAGUCCGGAACUGGACAUGCACGCGCUGCAGAGAAGUACUCAGUAUGACGGUUAUGCAAAAACUGACCUGACUAUAAGGUAUUUUUGGGAUGUUGUACUUGGAUUUCCUCUUGAUCUUCAAAAGAAAUUGCUGCAUUUUACUACAGGAAGUGACAGAGUCCCUGUAGGAGGAAUGGCUGAUUUGAACUUUAAAAUCUCAAAGAAUGAAACUUCUACUAACUGGUUGCCAGUGGCCCACACCUGCUUCAAUCAACUUUGCCUUCCCCCUUACAAGAGCAAAAAGGACCUGAAACAGAAACUGAUCAUUGGAAUUUCAAAUUCAGAAGGUUUUGGACUUGAGUAACCUUGAAGACUUGAAAUAUAUUUUAUAUGUAGCAUUACUUCCUUCUUAUUGUGCCUUUAAUAUUUUCAAUGUUUCUGUCUCAAAACACCUUGAAAGCUCACCAACUUUCAAAUACUGAAUUUUUUAAAAAUCAAAUGUGAAAUAUGUUCACUGAAGGAGGCAUGACUUUCUUGAACACAGAAAUUACUUGAGUGAAGAGAAUGGCAAAGAGGCCUGGGUCCAGUCACUUUUUUAAGCAUUUAUUUAGCCUCUAGAAGUUAUUUUUCACAGGUAUUUUACUGGGAAAGCGUAGUACAGUAAAGAGUGCAUUAGUGAUACAGUAGCAACACAGAGCUACGUCAUCAUUAAUGUGAGGCAUGUAGCCCCAUUUUCAUAUAGAGGUAAAUAACAGUAUAAUUACAAAUGUAAUUUACAGGGUUUUUGAUAAUACUGGCUUGGGUUCUAUAAGAUUCUUUUCAACUGUUGCUGAAAAGCAUGUAAAUAACUAUAUAAUAGCCUGCGAAUAAUGGGAUUUUGAUAGUGUCAUUUAUUGCUAGAUAUUUAUUUUUACAAAGCAAAUUCAGGGUUUUAGAUGUGUAUACAGCUUUUACAAAUCAAUAAAGAUGAUUGUACAAGAGUGUAACUAUUUUCAAACUAAUUGGAUUCAAGGUUUUGUUCUUUUAAGUAUUGUUAGUCAGCAUGCACACUGGUAGUAAACUAGUUACUUUGUACUCUGUGAUAUUUGUACAAUGAUUUCUUCUGAAGAAUUGGAAUAUAAAAAAUAAAAAUGGAUCUAACUAAUCACUGAUAAAUUAGUGACAAGCACAAAAGAAAAUUUUAUAGACUUUGAUUUACUAGAAUUAUUUCUAAUAUUUUUGAUCACCAAUUGUACUAAAAUACUACUUUUCAGAAAAAUUGAGAUAUUUGACAAAAGUGAAUACCAUAGUAACAUUUGUGUCAAAAUUAUUUAGCAAUGUGAAAAUGAAGUUCAACAUUUUAACCAAAAUGUUCAUUUUUACUGGAUAUAGAUUGCAGUAAAUUCAAAGGGACACUUUUUUGAGUUUCCUGUAAAGUCGCAUGUGAAAAGAAAAUGCAUUUUAAGUCAGAUAGUAAAUGGUUUUCUUUUAAUUUCUAGCAAAUGAAGCAGUUUUAUUAGCAGGUUACAAAUAUUUUCAAAUCAAACGCUAUUUUAUGUUGCUAGCUUUAGAAAAAAAGUUCUGAGAAACUUGAAGAUAUAUUUGCAAUAAUAAUUAAGCCAGCUAAUUAAACCAGCAGAUGGUUCACACAUAAAAAAAUA
Messenger RNA from Suncus etruscus (white-toothed pygmy shrew), 3630 nucleotides. It is a transcript of the gene HECTD2, whose product is annotated as HECT domain E3 ubiquitin protein ligase 2. Gene Ontology annotation, molecular function: ubiquitin protein ligase activity. Gene Ontology annotation, biological process: protein polyubiquitination. The record is from RefSeq and is a predicted model, not a curated record. NCBI's taxonomy places the organism in Eukaryota, Metazoa, Chordata, Mammalia, Eulipotyphla, Soricidae. The transcript is spliced from 21 exons. Bases 15 to 2354 code for a protein of 779 amino acids.